UAUAUAAAAGAAUUUCAAGAUGCCGAAAAUAUUUUGGAUUAAAAAUCGUUUACACGAGCAACAACAACGUUUGGCGUUGCAACAGAAUGGACUAAAUAAUAUUAAAAAUAAUUCUGGUGAUUCACAAUUUGGUGAUACGUCUUGUGAACCGCUAUCGUUAAUUGUUAAAAAAGAUGAUUCACGAUUGAAUACAUCAUCUUCAACUCCAUCUUCACAAAACACAUCACCAAUCACAUCACAACAAACAAAAGAUGAUCGAAAAUCACCGCGCCCAUCAUCUAUUCCAACAAGCAUAGUACCUUCAUCAGCUGGAAAAACAACAACCGCAGAAAAAGAAAAGAAAAAAGAUGAUGUACCACCGGCUACACGACGAUUUACAUCAUCAUUUAUUGGUAUUGAUGCCCCAUUCGCUGCAUCUCAUAGCGUACCUCAUGUACCUCCUCGUACAUGUGGCGAACGUAAAGAAUAUCUUCCAUUACCUGGUGAAAAGAAAUUAUUACUAAAUGAUAAAAUCAAAUUACCGGUAACUGAUGCACCCAAAGCAUCACGGGUGCCAACACCACCAGCGGCUGUACGUUGUUCCGUGAUCCAAUACCCCAAAUCCAUUAUACAAUCACGUAAAGAAACGGAUAAAGAACAACGUAUUCCCGAACAACCACAAGUGCCUGAACCCGAACAAGAUCAACCAAUUGACUAUCACAUUCCAAAGAAACAACAUCAAGGUGAGACUAGCGAAGAAGAUGAGAAACGUUGUCGUGAACUUCGGCGAUGUAGUAGUGCAAAAAUUGCAAACAACAUCAGACGAUUACCGGUACGAUUACUUGCAAAACUCCCAGCUGGUAAAAUAUUAACGGCUGCUGCAGGACAUGGUCGAAAUAAUGGAAGUACACAUCAAACAGGUGGUUCAUCCGGUGGUAACCAAUCACAUUCUGGUGGUUCAAUGUCAUUUGGAAGUAGUGGUGGUGGAUCAUCACUUGGAGGUGGUGUAUCUGGUGGAGGUGGAGCACUUGGGGGUGGUACUGGUGGCGGCGGUGGUGGUAUGAAUCCUGGUAGAGAUGGCCGUCAAAACUAUUUACCAAGUAGUCCACAAACUGCUAGUUUGCCACCUUUUUAUGAAUCCCUAAAAGUUGGUAACAAUAAUGGUAACCAUUUUAACGGUAACUUUAUCAACAAUGGAAACAACAACGGGUACUCACUAAAUGUACCCAUGAAUAUGGACUGCGAAAACAGUGGGAACGAUAUAAUGUCUGUGGGAAGUUUGCUAAAUUAUGCGUCGAAUAACAAUAAUUGUGCGGAAAAUCAUCAUCCAAAACAGUAUUCACUUUUACAAAAUGCCCAAUAUGGUAUCGCGUUAAAGAAUGAAGAUGAUUUAGAUGUGUAUGAAAAUAAUUUAUUACCUGGUGGCUAUGCAAAUUAUGAUGAUGCGAUGAUGGUUGACAUGGUCACGGGAGCAGUAGUAGAUCCUUUACAAUUUACUGCAACCUUAACAUUUUCCACACCUGAACAUGCGGCAAUAUUGGAUAGUUUAAGUGAUGAAGCAGAAUUAACGAAUUUAUUACAACGUUUACCAAAUGACGAAGAGAAUAAAGAAAGUAUUGCCGAAAUGAUUGGUGAUGAUUUAAGUGGCAACUCUUCAGGACAUCAUGGUGGCAAUAACUCGGUACAUUCCAUCGAACCAUCAAUUGCGUCCUUUAACGAUUUGAACGGUGGUAAUUAUGAAAACUCACAAGGUGCCCCAGGACAACAGUCAUCACGACAGCAUUUCCUACAAACAUCACAUUCACCAUUUAGUCAGUAUCAAUUAAAUGAACCACAUCCAAAUGUUUUGUCACAAUCGCUAUUGAAUGGUAAUGGACAACCACAAAAUUCAUCAUCUUCUUCAUCUGGAGGUGGUUUAUCAUCAUCGAAUGUAGCUUUUGGUGAUUUAGAUUCAACAAGUACAAUGUCGUUGCCGUCACCGGGUGGUGCUAGCUGUUCAUUAACGGAAGGAUCAAUUAGUCCACCAGCUAGUGUGAGUGGUCGCAGAGAUUCUGUUGGUUCUGAACCCCCCUUACCUCCCCCCGUAACUAAUCUACGGAAAAGGUUCAAACUACCAGCUGAAGUACCUUUAGAAUUUGUGAAUGGUGGUCAUGGUAUUAAAAAUCCAUUAGCAAAUCAAGAAAAUUCACGGCCCUCAAGUCGAGCAACAAGUGAAACAAAAUCAAAAGUAGCACAAGUAACAACCGAAGAUGGUUCAUCGAGAUUUUGUUGUCGGAUAUGUUCGAAAACAUUCUCAUUACAACGGCUAUUAAAUCGACAUAUGAAAUGUCAUUCUGAUGUUAAAAGGUACCUGUGCACAUUCUGCGGUAAAGGUUUCAAUGAUACAUUCGAUUUAAAACGUCAUACACGCACACAUACAGGAGUACGACCCUACAAAUGUAAUUUAUGUGAUAAAUCAUUUACACAACGAUGCUCACUAGAAUCACAUUGUUUAAAAGUUCAUGGAGUCCAACAUAAUUAUGCAUACAAGGAACGACGUACAAAAAUGUAUGUCUGCGAAGAAUGUGGCCACACAACAAGUGAACCAGAAAUACAUUAUUUACAUUUAAAAGAACAACAUCCAUAUAGUCCAGCCUUAACGAAAUUCUACGAUAAACGACAUUUUAAAUUUACUAAUUCAAAUUUUGCAAAUAUGUUAUUACAAGUACGAUCAUAA
Molecule: messenger RNA, 2695 nt
Organism: Chrysoperla carnea
Lineage: Eukaryota; Metazoa; Arthropoda; Insecta; Neuroptera; Chrysopidae
Gene: ovo
Product: transcriptional regulator ovo
Exons: 4
Coding region: 20-2695 (891 amino acids)
Biological process (GO): epidermal cell differentiation; regulation of transcription by RNA polymerase II
Cellular component (GO): nucleus
Molecular function (GO): RNA polymerase II cis-regulatory region sequence-specific DNA binding; DNA-binding transcription factor activity, RNA polymerase II-specific
Source: RefSeq, a predicted model, not a curated record